Diatraea saccharalis (sugarcane borer) is the source of this 1500-nucleotide messenger RNA. The record is from the annotation of a GenBank genome assembly. NCBI's taxonomy places the organism in Eukaryota, Metazoa, Arthropoda, Insecta, Lepidoptera, Crambidae.
AUGGCAAACCAACCUCAAAAAAUCGUCUACAAGCUGGUUCUCACCGGAGGGCCUUGUGGUGGUAAAACUACGGGACAAUCACGCCUGAGCACUUUCUUUGAGAACUUAGGAUGGAAGGUGUUCCGGGUGCCGGAAACGGCUACCGUGCUCCUCAGUGGUGGUGUAAAGUUUGCAGAUCUCACACCUGAUGAAGCUACUAAAUUCCAAGAGAACCUUCUUAAAACUAUGAUACAGAUAGAGAAUACGUUCUUCGAGCUGGGCCGUUCCUGUCAAAGGAACUGCCUCAUCAUCUGUGACCGUGGCGCUAUGGACGCUAGUGCAUUUAUAUCAAAGGAAAAGUGGCAGGCUAUGUUGACUAGUAACAAUUGGCACAGCGUGGAGUUGCGCGACAACAGAUAUAACCACAUAGUUCACAUGGUCUCUGCGGCAAAUGGAGCUGAAGAUUUCUACUCAACUGAGGACCACGCGUGCCGCUCCGAGGGCGUCGAACUGGCACGAGAAUUGGACUACAACGCGGCGGCAGCAUGGAUAGGCCACCCUUACUUCGACGUGAUAGACAACUCGACAGACUUCGACAAAAAGAUGAACAGACUCAUCGCGUGCGUAUGCCAGAAGAUAGGCAUCGAUACAGGGGACAGGCUCAACGUCAAUUCCAAGAAGCGCAAGUUCCUCGUCAAAUCGCCGCUCGUGCCCGACUCAGAGUUCCCGCCGUUCCAAGACUUCGACGUUGUCCACAACUAUUUGCAGAGCGACGUGCGCAAGGCCCAAGUCAGACUUCGCAAGCGCGGCCAGAAAGGCCACUGGUCAUACAUUCAUACUUUAAGGAAAUUCCAUCCAAAUGGACAAUCUGUCGAGGUGCGAACACAGUUAACUCACAGGGAUUACAUGAAUAUGUUGCCACAGCGGGACGACGCUCACUAUGCCAUUUUCAAAAAGAGACGCUGUUUUAUAUAUAACAAUCAAUACUAUCAGUUGGACAUUUAUAAGCAACCCGCGCAUCCAAGGUGUCGGGGUCUCGUCCUUCUCGAGACAUAUAGCGCAGCAUAUGACCAAGAUACGCUGCUGGCGUCUUUACCAAAGUUCCUAACCAUAGAGAAGGAAGUCACCGGAGACCCAGCCUACUCUAUGUACAAUUUGUCUUUGAAAGAAGAUUGGAAGACAUCAAAAAAGUAUUAUAAAGGAAACGAGACUAACGGACAUACUAAAUGGUCGAUGAACGGCCACAGUGAUUCCAAAGUCAAUGGCUACAGUAAUAAAACAAACGGUCAUAAAAUUGAUUUGAAUAAUGAUGAGGAUGGAAAGCUGAACGGCUGCAAUGGGGCAGCCAGCAAUGGUGUAGUAAAGAUGAAUGGACACCAUGGUAUGAACGGCCAAAAGGAUAAAGUUCCUAAUGGCACUGCUAAUGGCGGUGGACGCGACACCGUCAUGGGAACCUUACAGAAUACCCACAAAAUGGAUCUCUGCCCACCAAAGAUUCCCAAGGUUGCACUUAAAACUUAA